AUGGACCCCAACAGGCUUUCCAUGGAACAGGGGAAAGAGUUCUUAAAGCAGCUUGGAAUUCCGCAGAGAGAUAUUGACUCGAUGACAGAGAAAUGGGUCGUGGAUGCCGCCGUGGAGGUUCUGCUACGGUUCCCACUGAUGCCGGGAGAGGAUCCAGGUGGCCGCUGUGUCUCCAGUAAGAAAUGUCAGCCUUCAGUGGACCGGCUCACGGCUUCACAAAGACACAAAGACCAAGAGGAGAGGAAAUCCAACAAUCAGGUCCUGAAGGAGAAUGACCAGAGGCCCAAGGACAUGGGGCAGAUGGCACGUCAUUACAUACACCAGCGGCCCAUAAGACUCCCCAUGACUCCGAACCUGAAGAAGCUCCAGAAGGGACCGGUGGGGCAGAGGAAUCCCCCACCACAAGAGGAGAAUACCAGGGUGAAGUGCGAGAACUGCGGAGCCUUUGGGCACCUGGCCAGCAGCAGAAGGUGCCCCAUGAAGUGCUGGGGUGGGGCCCUUGCCCCCCAGCCCUUGGGCUCCAGUCCCGGAAGGAGCUGCCUUGGCAAAGUCCACAGGGGCUUCGGGGCCUCCGCCGCCCCUAAACCAGGCCGACGACUGGGCUCCGGGGUCUUCUUGGUUCCCAGUCAGUGGUGGCGACCGGGGUCGGGGGCAUCCGACACUUCCCGUGAUUUGUUCCGCAGGCAAGAAGAGCGGAAAGAGAAAGACCCGCCCCGGAAAUUACCCGGGAGACCCCAGCGGAAGCCGCAGAGCGCCUGCAGGGAACCCGCGGACUCGGGCGCCCACCUGCGGCGCCCCACCAGGCCGUUGCCCGUCCAAACCAAUACGAAGCCAUCUGUCCUGGGCCCUGUCCCCACGUGUCAGCCACCUGCUAGGACAGCUGACAUGCGGUCGUCCUGCCCUACACGGCCCCUCUAUAAAGCCCCUGAAGUGCGUGCUUGUGAACCAGCCCGAAGAUGCGGGGCGGACUUGCCCUGCGAAGAUCCAAAGAGCUCCUGCCGGGACCAGGCUCUCAUUUCCAAGUCGACAGCCGGCUGGCCUGAGGUUUCCUCCCGUGAUGUUCCCCCGUCGGCCAGGAAGACACUGGCGCUGGGUCCUGUGUGUCACCGCCAGGCACAAGCCAAGCAUCCUCCUGUGGACUCAAAGCCCCGCCCACAGCCUGCCACGGGAACACAUGGCCAGAGCUCCAAAGUCAGCAUCCAGGCACAGGGGAAGAGGUCUCCCCAGGUCCCCGUGCAGCCUUCCCAGAACCCUCCAAAGAAAGCAAGAUUCAACUUCUUCUAACCCCCCUCCCAGGUGGGUCUCAGUGACCUGGUCUGGGGGUUGUCCCGGUCGCAGCUUCCCCCCAGUAUCCAAACAGAUACCUCAAGUGACCGGGAAGAUACCAGUCCUAAUGCCCAGUCUUGAACGCCAGGCUCCGCCUGACUCACCUGGUCUGAGCCCCGUUCAGACCUGUGCUGUCCCCUAACCCUGACCACCCAGGCAUGUUCCAGGCCAGCAGGGGCGAGGAUGGGACAUGAGAUGGGACAGGGCGUGGGCAGAGCUCCAGGUUUUCCACUGUUCCUGUCUCCCUCUGGAGAAGUCUCCACCCGCUGGUCAGAGCCCUCCCAUCUCAGAGGCCUCGGAGAGACAGGUUCCCGGUGUUCCACU
Leopardus geoffroyi (Geoffroy's cat) is the source of this 1650-nucleotide messenger RNA. RefSeq names its product protein FAM90A27P-like. Lineage: Eukaryota; Metazoa; Chordata; Mammalia; Carnivora; Felidae. The transcript has 6 exons. The coding region runs from base 1 to 1284 and encodes 427 amino acids. The record is from RefSeq and is a predicted model, not a curated record.